AUGUCUGUGGUUGGAGAAAGGAAAAAGACUCCGAAAGGUUCACUUAAAGAGAAAGUGCUUCAGGUAUAUGAUAAGCUGUUCCAAGGACAAGACAUCACUCAAGGCAGAGCGGAAUUUUGGGACGACUUUUUCCUACUGAAACCCAAUCUCAAAUGUUUGUCUGCACACUUUGAGAAAACAAGUUCAGAAGAUCUCGUUAGACUGAAGCCUCAGCUCAACAGAUUGUUUAUACAAUGCCUUCAAACAGCUCAGUAUGAUGGACAUCGCAUCCGAGUUGCCAACGCUAUUCAGACGUUGGACUGUUUACUGAGUGGCGUUCACAGGUGUAGAUCACCAAGUAUAAAUGAGGAACUUAGCGCGAUACUUUUAGGACCGGAGCAUGUUAAAGAUUUCAUGGAGAACUAUAUUUCUCUAUGCGUUGAACUGGUCCGAGAAGAUAAACCAGAAUUACUUCGUUUUCUUAUAUUCAAUUCAAUGAUGACAUUUGCUUCAGUUACUUCAUCUUUAAACAAAAAUCCAUUUAUUCCUAUUCUGUUAGAUGAUCGUAUUUAUGACUUAAUCAUGAAUACAUUGAUCAAUCCUCAAUUAAGAUAUUAUCAUGGUGUUACUGCAUGCAGAUUUCUUGGUCUACUAUUACAAUAUACCGAACCUGAUUCAUUGAAUUUAUUUCAAACAUUAAUUCAGCAGACAGAAGAUGAACUGUUGUUAAAUAGUAUAUUGUCUACUGUCGCUCUUGCAUUGUCUGAAUUUAACUUAAAGUUUGGACAACAACGUGACAAUUCUGGUGGUAUUCUAUCUUCUUUUUCAUCUUUUUUCACUACUUUGGUCUCCGGUGAUGUUGCAUCGAUUAUUAGUUUAAGACCAUGUGAUUCACUUUUGCUAUGUCUAUAUGAAUUAGCUAGAAGUAGUCAUCAUUUCGCUAUACUUCUCUCUUAUUCCAAUGGUCACUAUACAAAUAAUUCAAGAGAUUUAGAAAGUAUAAUUGUCCCAGAUCCUAUAUUAGAUUAUAGAAUUUUAAAAGCUAUUAGUACUGAAUCUAUGGUUGGUUAUUUGGAUCCAAAUUUAGUUUCACCGGGUAAAGCUGUCCCUGUAUCGGCUAUUACAACUAGUACCACUACUAAUACUACCAAUAAUAAUAAUGGUAGUAGUAUUAACAGUAGAUCUUCCAGCCCACAAAGUUUAUCAUCUUUAAAUCAUUCAACUAAAAGUGUCAAUAGUAGUCGGUUGAAUACAAUAUCAUCAUUUAGUAAUGGACAGUUUAAUAGUAAUAAUAAUAACCUCAAUUUGGACAUGGAUUCACUGUAUGCACCAUCUAUGGAACCGAGAAAUUUAUUGGCUGAUUUAUUAGAAUAUUGUUCUGUUGUAAUGCAAGAUGUUAAAACUCCGGAAUCACUAAACAGUUGUCAUCUUUGCUUAAUUAUUCUUUGCUGUAUAACUCAGAAUCAAUUGGCUUGUUCCUUAUUGCAUGAUAUGCAAACCAGUUUUAAAGUUAGAAUACAUAAAUCUCGUUCACGUAAAUCUGAUCCGAAAAGCUACAAUGCAUUUACAAGUCGUCCGAUUGCUAUGGUUAUUUUAGACUUGAUGAUAGAAUUUGCUCAUGGACAUUUGAUGAAGAAACUUCCACAUCGUUUAUAUAAACUUUGUUUAAUCGUAUGUCAAAAUUUACUAUGUUAUCAGAAAAUGCAUAAAAUUCGUUUGGAAUUCGACUGGAAAUCAUUAUGGAUAGUUAUUUUAAGUUUACUCAAAUUUGUCCUCAACUUGGAUUGCAAUAAUUUACAAUUGCUUGAUGCUUUGAAAUUAAUGGAAAAGUCACUUCAAAUAUUCAACUUUUUCAUUCUUCAUGGUGAUAAAUUUCUUCAAUCGCCUGACGUUUAUGAUAACUUAUACUAUGAAUUAAUACGUAUGCAUUUACUUGUUGAGAAUCUUUAUGAAUAUUCUCUUCAACAUUCAACUAGUACUGUCAUGGAAAUUAAAGAUGCUGCAUCUUGUGUUGUACUUCAGUUAAGCACUCUACGAUCAAUUGUUAAUCAUUUCAACGCUAAAAUUGCUUCAUUCUCAACAUUAAAUAAUGUAACUUCUCUUACGGAGAAUCAAGUUUUAGACAUUGUUCGAGCCAAUUAUGAUUCAUUGACUUUACGAUUUUUAGAGGAUUUAGAUAAAAUUGAAGAGUUUGAGAGUGACAAUGAAGAUUCAAUAAUGUUUCAUAAUAUUAUUGAAUCGAUCAGUAAACAAAUACGUAAAGAUUGUUUAGAUUCAAGUUUAGAUAUACAAAAUCAAUUGCAUGAAUUAUCAUCAAUACCAUGA
This is a messenger RNA of Schistosoma guineensis, 2304 nucleotides long. The record is from the annotation of a GenBank genome assembly. NCBI's taxonomy places the organism in Eukaryota, Metazoa, Platyhelminthes, Trematoda, Strigeidida, Schistosomatidae.